Verticillium dahliae VdLs.17 is the source of this 1562-nucleotide messenger RNA. RefSeq lists its product as uncharacterized. The transcript has 4 exons. Gene Ontology annotation, molecular function: G-protein alpha-subunit binding; guanyl-nucleotide exchange factor activity. The record is from RefSeq and is a predicted model, not a curated record. The coding region runs from base 1 to 1425 and encodes 474 amino acids. Gene Ontology annotation, cellular component: cytoplasm. Gene Ontology annotation, biological process: G protein-coupled receptor signaling pathway. Lineage: Eukaryota; Fungi; Ascomycota; Sordariomycetes; Glomerellales; Plectosphaerellaceae.
AUGACUGAUUUGGAUUCGUCAGCCAAGCUUGAAGCCGUCACGAAGCUCAUGAGCAAACUUGAUGCGAAUCUCGAAACACAAACCCUGGCAGUCAAUGAGCUCGUGGCUUACCUAGAACAACUCAAGCUGCUUGGCCGAGAUCCGAGGAGUGCUGACCCCAUCUUUGCGCCGAAUGGCAUCAAAACCUUGGCCAGAUAUGCCUUUGAGAGCCCGCAGAGAGCGACUGCCCGCGGUGCGCUGAAGGUAUUGGCCAAUUCGAUGCUGCUCGUGCCCAACACCAGGCGUGAGUUUCUGACCCUUGGCCACGAAGGUACAGCUUGUAAGCAGCUCAAGGAAGAGGGGCCAAAGAGCUGGGAAGACGCUUUCCUGCUGUCAAGGGUCCUGCUCCUGUCGACCUACGCGCCAAACAUUGAUCUACCUACUCUGAUCAACGAUCAUGACCUUGCAGGUGCCAUCAUCUCCAACCUCGCCCGUCAUGCGGAGCAUAUGCGGGAGAACCCCAGCGGCCCCGUCAUUCCAAUGGAGGACAUGGCUGUCAACGAGACUCUUCGCCUGCUCUUCAAUGUCACUCACUUCGCCCCUUUGCGAAAACCUCUCUUCACGCCUGCCAUCCCACUGAUCGUUACGCUGCUCUGGAAGCAGGACAUUAACCCCAGUAAACCGCUCGACCCGCCUUUCAGCUCCCUCAUCAACGCACUGCUCAAUCUGGAUUUUGAAGACCCAGAGGUGCAGUCAUCAUUGUGCCCCCAGUCGCCCGAGGCCUCGGACCAGCCGAGCCGCGUCGCUGCCAGACUGGUCACCCUGCUCGAUCUUUCUCUUAAGCCAGGCAUCUACGCCGAAGGAGAGCUCGACCAGCUUCUGUCGCCUCUGGUCGGGGUUCUGGCCUAUGUCGAAGCUGCCGCGACUGAGGAGGUCAAGCACUAUCUCCGCGCCACCCUGCUGCCAACAGAAAAAGACCGUGAAGAGGUUCUGGGCAAAGGCACGUCGCUGGGCUCCAGGGUUCUGAAGUUGUCCAACAAUCCCAUGACGCCAAAGCUCGGAGAUGUCGCCUCGCAUCUCUUGUACAGUUUGUCGGAUAAGGAUGCGUCCAAGUUCGUGGCGAACGUUGGCUUUGGCUACGCCUCGGGCUUCCUGGCAAAGAACAACAUCCCUACGCCCGGCAACAUGGCGGAGACCUCUGACGAACUAGCUGCUAGGCCGUUCAAUCCGGUGACAGGCCAGUUCCUCGACUCGGAGAGAGUUGGGGAACUACCCGAGAUGACAGAGGACGAGAAGCUCAGAGAGGCAGAGAGGCUUUAUGAUCUUUUUGAACGGCUUAAGCGUACCGGAAUUAUUGAUGUCCAGAACCCCGUUGAAGAGGCGAUACGAUCUGGGCGGUUCCAGGAAAUGGACGAGAAUCGUGUUACAGAGGUGGACUCUGACUGAGCAUUCCUUGUUCGGACAAGACUGUCUUCGCCACGUAAGUGGUUAAGUUGCAGUAAUCGCAUAGGUAUUCUAUCGGCCGUCGCCAUAUUUUAGACAGCUGCUGUGUUAAUGGACAAGUUGGCCAGACUACGUGCUCC